This is a messenger RNA of Centropristis striata (black sea bass), 1443 nucleotides long. RefSeq names its product melan-A (gene mlana). Gene Ontology annotation, cellular component: melanosome. The record is from RefSeq and is a predicted model, not a curated record. The transcript is spliced from 7 exons. The coding region runs from base 769 to 1191 and encodes 140 amino acids. NCBI's taxonomy places the organism in Eukaryota, Metazoa, Chordata, Actinopteri, Perciformes, Serranidae.
AUCGGCUAGCAAAAGGCAAUUCAAAAAUCCUUAGUUAACGCUAACGUAUAUCCCAAAUUAUUUCUUUUGUUACAGUGUUAGGUUAAGGUUUCCGGGACUGUCCAAACACAUAACAUCGACAUUAGCAUAUCUUAACGGCAGAUGUGACUGUAUUAUUACUUAAUUAUUAUUAUCUUGGCGUAGUAGACACUUGCUAAGAGAACUAUCAGUGUAUCUGUGAAAGUGACUAAAAUCAACUCGGGGUUAGCCGGCUAGCAACAACUGGAGAUGUAGUUAGCUAACGAAUGCUAACUGGCAAGGUACUGUAACUUGCCUAAGCUAGCAUCAAACCCAGUUAGCAUACUCUGUAACGCUCUUUUUUCCUACAGGUCGUACAUGGGUGUACAUUUUCACCUCACACUUACUAUGGCCUUCAUCGACGCAUCUCUAGCUCACAAAACCUCGGACCUCGGACUUGCCUUAGGAAGCGUAACCCCGACCCGACGCCAGGGAGGCAGAGGUACAAAGCAAAGAGCCCAUCAUAAAUCACAAUGAUCCCCUUGGCUGGUCCCGGUAACGGUUCCCAACGGCUGCUCGAUGUGUCGGACAAACCAGAGACACUGGAGAAGAGGCAAGAUAUUUGAGGAGUGAAGUAACACAGAGCUUUAAGGACCGAGUCUUUCAUCCAUCCCAACCAGAGGAGCUGCUCUCUGCAAUCUAAUUAUCCAAUUUGUGCAGAGCGUCAUGCUGGUUAAGUGUGCCUAGAGUCAGGACUGUAAGCCAUUCAUAAUGCUUCCAUGGUGUGUUGUCUUGACAAAGGCAUUACUGCACAAUACAGCAGACAGCUUAAUGCGGUGUAAUCGUACAGACGGGAUGCCUCGUGGAGACUUCAACAUUUAUUUUGCCAGCAGCAGACGAGGAUAUGUCAGAGCUGAGGAGGCGGUGGGUAUAAUUCUGCUGGUGGUCAUCCUGGCAGCUCUCCUCAUCCUGGGCUGCUGGUACUUCAAGAAGAGGAGUGGCUACAAAAUAAUCAGAAGCCCCAGAUCGGGUUCACCACGUCAAACAGGAGGCCACUACUCAGAGGCAGGACCUUCAGCAGAAAACAAGAUGGCUCUCACUGACUUUGGCAGCUUCCAUCCUGCGGUUCCUAAUGCUCCUCCAGCCUAUGAGAAGAUUUCCUCAGGGCCACUGCCUCCUCCCUAUUCCCCCUAAAGGGCCUCUGUAGAAGACCGACCGUUAACUGAAGAAAGGAAAACACAGGAGACCAAAAUCUGAACUUCAUCUGUUGUCUGAUGACAUAUAAUCUGAUGUGACUGUCAAUGUUUUCUGAUUAAAUCUAUCAAUAGGUAAACUUUUCUAUCCCUCACUUUGUAAAAUUAUUCACAUGAACAAAAACAAUGUAUAUACUGUAGAUUGUUUCAAUAAACAAUAAAAAUGAUUUCACAAGAGUCUCUGUACAAGGAA